CGAUCGUGAUCCGCAUGCUGAUCGUGUCAGUCCAUCUGGCAUAAUAAAUUCAGUCAAAUCCAGUGACUUGCCCGUUGUCCGAGCUAAUCUUCCAGAGAUCCCGACCGUUUUUAUGGGAAUAAGAAAUCGUAAAAAAAGAAACCAUUUAAAUGAGCUAGACCACAGUGUGUCACCGUCGUUGUCCCGACUCCAUUCUCCAGGGUAUAAAUAGAGGAGAACUGCGUAGAUGAGCUGCCAGAACUGGAAGUUAUUCGAAAUAGAAGCAGCAUGAGAGCCCGAGCCUCCCUUUUGACGAUCCUCAGUCUGCUGAUCAUAGGCUGUCUGGAUUGGAGUAGUGCUCUGUUCUUUAAAAAGUCCUGGAAGUCUGCAAAUGGAUAUGGAGUACGAAACUAUGGAAAUACUGGCUAUGGAAACUAUGGUUAUGGAAACAACGGCUAUGGGAACUAUGGUUAUGGAAACUAUGCUGGAGGCUAUGGCUAUAAUUACCCAUCUUAUCCAGCAUAUUCCUCAUCCUACUCAUACCCACCUUAUUCAGGAAGACGAAUGCCCUCUGGAAAUAGGCAAGGACGCACCUACUCGGACAUAGCGAGGGUCAUAAAUCCCGCCCCAUAUAUCGGUCCUGGAGGCAGUCGAUUCCUGCCUCGCACUCCCUUUUCCCCGCUCUGGGGUUGAAGUUUUCCAUACCUAAGAUCGUGUAUUCAGCAGUAUUAACCAUUAAAAUAAAACCAGCGAAAGUUACAGGCUUAA
Molecule: messenger RNA, 747 nt
Organism: Drosophila gunungcola (fruit fly)
Lineage: Eukaryota; Metazoa; Arthropoda; Insecta; Diptera; Drosophilidae
Product: prisilkin-39
Exons: 1
Coding region: 268-672 (134 amino acids)
Source: RefSeq, a predicted model, not a curated record